This is a messenger RNA of Orussus abietinus, 7138 nucleotides long. RefSeq names its product AMME syndrome candidate gene 1 protein. Bases 62 to 757 code for a protein of 231 amino acids. The transcript has 4 exons. The record is from RefSeq and is a predicted model, not a curated record. Lineage: Eukaryota; Metazoa; Arthropoda; Insecta; Hymenoptera; Orussidae.
CUCGCGUUCCGGAGCGCGGUCGUUGGUUCGUCGUGCCUCAGUCGUGAUAUACCGAGGAAAGAUGGCGGCUGGUUGUUGUGGAACGAAGAAGCAGAAGCUGAACAACUCCUCGAGCAUCUCGUGCAAUGGAUCGGCGAUAUUGACGAACGGCACGCAAAUGCGCAACGGCUUGAUCGUCCAACCCGAGAUGGGCUUCUUCUGCUUCGACGUCUUGUACUGCCAACUGCACCAGCUCGACCCUCCAAAAACGCCCAACUUCAGCAACGAUGCAUUUCCACUAUUUGUAACAUGGGAAAUCGGAAAAGACAUGCGACUGCGAGGUUGCAUCGGAACAUUUAAUGCAAUGCAUUUACAUGCAGGUCUUCGUGAAUAUGCAACAACUAGCGCAUUCAAGGACUCGCGUUUUAAUCCUAUAACACGGGAUGAGCUUCCUCGGUUACACGUCAGCGUAUCCAUACUUCGCCACUUUGAAGAUGGAGUAGAUUACUUAGAUUGGGAAAUAGGAGUACAUGGAAUUCGUAUCGAGUUUCAUAAUGAAAAGGGUAACAAACGGACAGCCACGUAUUUACCCGAAGUUGCAACAGAGCAAGGUUGGGACCAGACGCAAACGAUUGAUUCGCUGCUUCGAAAGGGUGGAUACAAGGGGCUAGUUACUCAAGAUAUAAGACGGAGUGUCAAGUUGACAAGAUACCAAAGCGAAAAAAUCACUGUAAGCUAUCAAGAGUACAUGAACAAUUGGCAUACUCGAAGAUGCUAGCAGAUGGCCUGGGGCCCACCUCAAGGGCCCCAACCUCAUCAGUCCACAAAUACUGUUCGAUACAACAACUCCGAACCUAUGAGCAUGUCGUCUCAUUCCCGGUGUAAUGGAGUUGUUGGUAUGCAUCGAAACAGUUCCGUGGCCAGUCAGCAGCACACCUUAGUUAUGGUACAACCAAACCAUCCAUCGUUCAUACAUCUACUUCCUUUACCUUCAAUAUCCCCUGUGAUGGUUCCUGUACAAGACUAUCCACCAUUCUGGUGGGAUCGACCAGGCCCCGCGUUUCCACCUACCCACUCGCACACUCGUCUUCAUCGGUUCCAGACCCAGGAGACAAUGGAGCGUGGGGUGCGUAAGCGUAAAUGACGUUGGAGGCGAUUCUUAAUUGCGAGCUUUCACUCUUUGAAAUGGUGCCUAUUAUACUUUGUAUGUUUCAGUAUACACAGUCUCCCCCUUAUGAUACCGUAUAGUCCUCCCUAAGGAUGACCAAGUGCAUCCGGAAUGACAACCAUAUUCUUCGGUUUCUUAGAUUUAUCCAGAUUACUGUUUGUGACUAUUUUCAACUUAUAAGUGUAAACACUGGAAAAGUUUUUGCGACUGGAACUCGGCAGAAAGCUCUGCGGUGAUACUGUUUUUACUGUUUGACGUUACGAAAUAACAGGACAGUGAUCACCAAAGUAGUGAGGUUUUAUUUUCUUUUCCUUUUUUAAAAAAAAAAGAUUUUAGUUUUUUAAUUACGUUAUCGAAAUGAAACAGAUUCUUCGUAUUUGCACUUCAUGCUGUGUCACUUAAAUGAUGUGCCGCUAAAUGCAUAUAUUUCUGGUUAAAUGUAGCAAUUAAAAGUUAACACAUGUAUAAAAUGCAGUGCUACUCGAACUUUAAACAUAAUUGUGAUCUUUAGGACAACAUUAAAUGUUGAGCAAUGGUGAAUCUUUUUUCAUUUUAUUUAAAUGAAAAAAAUUGUAAAGUACUCCAAUAUAUUGAAAAUAAUCAAUAGUUUCUGGAUAACCACUCUAAGACUUUAUUUUAACGAUUUAAUCUUCGCUGUUUAAUUAUUUGUAAUUUUGAUAGUAUCGGUGUUAUUAUAGCCAAUAUCUAAUGGUCAACUGUCACUGCUUUUAUGUACUCAAUUUUUGCAUAAAUAAUCUUUUAUUAAGUUAAUAUUACGUUUGAGAUGCAUAGCCGAGUCGUGAAAUGAAACAACUUUUUUCUGAUUGUUUGUAACGGUUUGGUUACUCCUUAAAAAUAAUUUUAAGCAGUGAUAUUGACACAUCAAAAGAAUGCUGGAUUAUAAGACUUUGAAGAGGGAAAGCUAGAAAAUUAUGUAUACGUGGAAGCACCGUUGUUCCCUCGCUUCAACUUCUAAACAAAGUUGUGUUGACGCAUUCUUUAGACUGCGACAUAUUCGUGCGCACUAUUUUUACAUAAGUAUAUGCAAAAAGUCGGGUUACGCAAUUUAUCCACGAUUACAACAUUAAAAGAGUAAUCAUUAUUCAUCGUUUUCAAAUUAAUCUAGCAAAAUAUCGUUGAAUUUUAAUCCAUUGUUGAGUUUUUUUUCCAUAUUCUCGGAAGUUCAGGAGUAACGAUGAUUAUAUCGAUAAUAGCAUCGAAUUUCUUUGUACUAAUGGUAUAAAUAAAAAACAUUUGUUCCGUUUAACCAGAAAUUCUUCUUUGAAACAGCUCGCCAUUUUAUGACGUGUAAUAUAAAAGUUCAAACACUGUGUAGUUAAUGUAAAUACAACGUGUAUAAAUUGUCUAGCGCGUAUCUCUAGUUUAUACCAUUGCUACAUCGAAGUUUUUGUACUUCAGUAAUCAUAGUUGUAUCAUAGUCCUACGUUUUAUUACAAAAAAGGCUUGUAAGAGUUAUGCUAUGCAUACUACGAGGACUUUCAUUUGUAACACUUAGUUUUGCUAUUACGAAAGUAAUACAACAUUAUCCGGAGAGUCCUUUCAUGUUUCGCCCUUACCAGGGCUGUCAUAUUAUCACUUUCGUGGCUGUCGAACGGAUCAGAAAAUGAUCCAAUUAAGACGCUUCCCAGGCAGAAAGAGUGUAAAUGCAACUAAAAAUACUGUACAUAAGCAACUGACUGCAUUGUAACUAAUACUAAUACAUUAAUUAUCAUUAAUUUAGGUUUAAGCUACUAACAAAGAUGACGAUCUCAUUGUGAUUCUGAUCGCUACGCGAUUCGUGAUCGUGUCAUGAAUCAUGUACAAUAUAGCUGCAUCGAAUAUAUAAAGCACACAUCAAUAUCCUAUCGGAGUACAAGGCAUAGCAGUCCCUCCUCUACAUUGCGAGUAGAGGUGUGGGUCGUCAGCGUAUAUUGCAAACAACAAAUCGAAUACACUACGCGCCAUAUGUGAUGACAGACGAGAAUGUUCUGCCGAGAACGUUGAAAGACGGAAUUUAUUCAGAACACAUUCAAUAAAUGUUCCUAAUCAUUUUGGGAAUAUUGCCCUUAAUUGCGACAAACAUUGUGUUACAUUUCAAAUGUGUAAUUGCACGCAUACAUGUCAAUACUGCAGACGCACCACCCCGUUGUGUUGCACAAUGUCUGUGGAUAAAAUUUACCAAGACGAUAAAUAUUUUCAAAUCUUACUACAUUAUCGUACUUAUGUGGGUAUUAAUUCAUUUCCCGACAUUUGCGUGUAGCAGUUUGACAUUUUACAGUAUUCUUAUUGCCAAUAUUUCUGAACAUUAUCGACAUUAUCUGAAUAUUUUACCAAUUCAUUCUCGAUUGUUUUAUAUCACAUGCGCGAUCCAUGACAUCCAACAGAUAACUAUUACUCAAAAUCGUGGUAUUCUAUUUUUUUUUUCAUUUUUCCAUUGAGAAAACAUGGAUCAUAGGUGACCUGACAAAUUAUUUUGUGGAUGUGAGAGUCAUUGUAUCUGGAUGGCGGAAACGAUGUAUCUUUACGGUUCUAAACACGUACGUUAAUACGUGUUAUGAAAUGUUUAAAUGUUGACAAAAACUAUUGUGCAUUAUCGCUUUGCGAGUGACCUUGCUGUGUUUAAUAGGAACAUGUAGGGAACAAUCGCGGUGACAUUCGGUUAACUGUAAAAAAUCUGAAACCAUUUUUCUCUUAAAAAAUAGUUUUACUCCAAUGUUUUUUACCACUGGUUAAAAAAAGGAUAGACAUUAUUGAGAAGGAAUCGAGCUUUAUUAACCUGUGUAUUAAUGACCUUAUGUAUUGGAGGCCAGAACAUAGAAACCGGGCAGCUGAAAUUAGCCGAAAUUUAUUAGGCAAUUAUUUUCCUUACACCUCGUUUUACUGCAAAUAUCGGAUGACUACAGCUGUAUUUUAGCGCACGGAAAAUGCAAGCCAGAGUGACUGUAAUCGUACUUAACACUAUGAAAUCGAGUACCACAAUUCCCUCAAUCUUUCACUUCAAAGAAUACGCCGUUUCUUUUUAUUAUAACGAAUAAUAAACAGGAAAUUAUUUAAUAGUUAAAACGAGUUCAUCAGAGAAGUCAUAAGCGCAGUUAAAUGUAGUCUUCUUUCCGAAUUUCGAUGAGAUGUCCAAUUAAUUGCUUACCUUGUAAGCCAGGAACUGUGGAGAAAUGAAGUUAUGAAACAAGUAUAAAUUUGUACUACACCUGAGCCGUGAAGAAUAGCUAAGCUAAGUGUUGCCAGAGCUUCGGCAUUGAUAUAGAAAGUGACGUCCGCCCCAGUGUUACGGCUUAUAGGCCUAUCAGCUGUUCGGCAACUAACAUUUAUUCGUGACUCAUGGCAGGCUCUGAAUGUUUAGCUAUAGAAACGUGUUAGUCUAUCUUUUCUCAUUGCUGAUAUUUCCCCAUUUUGCCAUCGGUAGGAUUUGCAUAGGGUAGGCAAUUUAGUGAAGUAACUUUGUCAGAGCGAGGGAUUCGGUGCAGUGAGAAAAGCUAGGAUGGUCCACCCAUCGAUACGGUCGACCGUUAGCCGUAAUUAGCGAGGCGUAAUUAUAUAUAUCUCUACGUGAUCAAGCCUUGUUAUUACUGGAGCAAUGUUUUCGGCAGAAUCUCGGCAAGGAAUUUCCGACGUUUUCCUUCGCGUUUUGGUGCCGUUGCUUCUCUUAGGCUCUUCAGCUAACGGCAGCUGAUUCUGCUCACUGCCAAUUUAUCCAUCGUUAGAAUUAUUACGUACUUCAGAGCUUGCUGAGAUUCAAGUUCGUGUUGUUACAAUUUGUUAAUUGAUAUUUAGUACUCAAUGUUAUUACGUAUACUAAUUAAUAUCCUGCGAUUACGUAGUCCGCCCUUGAGGCCUCGUGCUCGAGCCUCCGCACGUUGUCUAAUAACUGCCAGAAAUAUACCUAGCUUUAGAAGUCCAACUGUUUUCAGUGUAAAUUUCAUAGCACACGCUGAACUUGUACCGACUCCUUAUUGAUGAUGUGCGAAAUAUUGUCAUGAGAGGGUCGAGUAUAUGCUAUGGGAUCUGUGCACUUUUUAAGUCUCGGUGAUUUUUCAAAUUCCGAUUUUCCUCGUCGCACUAAAGGACUUAUUACGUGAAUACAUUUCUUCCGUUUAAACUCUGAGUUUGAAAUUACGGUGAACUAUAAAAACGAUAUCAUUUUCACUGAUAGAAGAUAGUCAAUCCAUUAGUGGUGUUGCAACUGUUAUCGCUGUAAAUUGUCAGUGUUUUUAAUUAUAAAUCGAUAUGACUUAAAGGCGCAUUAACAUUGUAACACUAAUGUACUAAUAGGUUGUUGCAAAAGUAUUAUUCGAUUUUUACCUUAGCUCGAGGUCGGGAAAUCGUAUCUUACUAUUGCUACAAUUUGAUAAAAUUGUAAGGAGCGCCUAAGAAGGAAUUGUGACGCCGCAUAUCCGUUCGACUUGCCGUUUCACGAGUCCUUUUUAAGAAGAUUCGCGAAAAGGUAGUUCUGCGUUGAAUUUUGCAACAAAAAUUCUAGUACACUUUCGCUAUAUGAAAGUCAUAUUUACUCGUUCUAUUUGUUGUGCAAAAUAAUACAAGGAAUUACCAUGUUAUCAUUACAUAUAUUGUCUUUUACAUUAAAAGGGCUUUACCGAACGAAGAAAUGACGUACAUUGACACUUGACAUACGCAGGGAUAUCCUAGACAUGAGCGUUCUGCCCAUUGAUGAAUUCCUCUGUAUUAUGUGGUCUUCGAUCACAUUUGUUCAGCAUAAAAGACAUUAAUAUCCAUAAUGGAUUAGAGAAAUAUCGGUGCAUCUUUGAAUGAAAAGAUUCAACUAUAGUGAAAUUUCUGGCGCACAGAAUUUUAUCGAGUCACAAAUCGCUUAGAUAAUUUAGUUCGUUUCAUUGUUAACGUAAAAAUCUUAGUCAUAUCUGCUGAAAAUUGCGAUAUUCGGAAUGCCCAGAGGAAGUAGGAUUUCGUCAUUGGUUUCAAUUUCCGAAUAUCGAACGACGUCUGUGUUGUUUAACCCUUCAAAUGUUGGCUACACGAAAGGAGAUAAAGAAUGGAAACAUUAGACGGUUUAGGCGUUAAAAAUGUAUUUCAUGGUCAGCGCGUUUUGCACAUAAAUGUGUAACGUGUCCUUCCUCGGAAUACUAUUUUGAUACAUUUAAAAAAGUAUUGAAAUAUUUAAUAUUUCGAUUUUUUGGUUCUUUGGAAUAGCUCACACUUAGCUCAAUUUCUUUUAUAAUUAAUUAAAAAAUCGGUUUCAUUGUGCGCUCAAUUGAAGAGCUCCUUCGAGGUCAUGCUUAAUUAAAAGAUACUACUGUAUUUCAUUAAUCAGAACCAGAUUAGCGUGACAUAAAUUUUAUGACUGGUACUUUACAUAUAUACUGUAUUCCGAAAAUCUUAUAUACUGAAUCGAUAUCACCGAUCUCGUUACGAAUAACCGUAUGCAAAUUGGUGGUCGGGUUAAGUUAAAGAACACUAAAACGUGAUAAAUUAUACCAUCCGCAAAUUUUCAACAGCAUUAACAGCUUCACGAUAUACACGUAUAAAGAAGAAAAUUAUGGAAAUUGAACUAGAAAAGUUUACUGAAAUAACAAAUCAUAUUGUGCCUAGAUGCGUGGUUUACAUUUGAUUAUAAAUUGAUUGUAAGGAGAACUCGUUGAUACCCGUAGUGAGUAGAAGGAAAUGAAAAGUCGCAAAUUUUGGCAAAUUAAAUAAAUAUCAAUUAGUACUACCAGCUUACAACAGUGGGGUGAAGGAAUAAAAUGAAUUUUAUAUUACCACAUAGCGUAUCUUAUUGAGACCAUAUUCAUAAUUCCGUACUUCAUAUACUCUCAAUUUUUAUCGGUUUUUGAAUUUUUGUUCCGUUGAUCAUGACAUACCAUUUCAUAUAAGUUCACUCAGUACUUUUUAUUUCUUAUUUGACAGCUAUUUAAAAUGUUGCUCAUAGUUGAUAUAUUUCAUAAUUUUUAUAUACUGAGGGAUGUUUUAUUCUUUAAGCACUAUAAUAAACUAUUAUUGACA